Messenger RNA from Hippocampus zosterae (dwarf seahorse), 7648 nucleotides. RefSeq names its product sodium channel protein type 4 subunit alpha-like. Gene Ontology annotation, molecular function: voltage-gated sodium channel activity; protein binding. NCBI's taxonomy places the organism in Eukaryota, Metazoa, Chordata, Actinopteri, Syngnathiformes, Syngnathidae. The transcript is spliced from 26 exons. Gene Ontology annotation, biological process: sodium ion transmembrane transport; neuronal action potential; membrane depolarization during action potential. Gene Ontology annotation, cellular component: axon; plasma membrane; voltage-gated sodium channel complex. The record is from RefSeq and is a predicted model, not a curated record. The coding region runs from base 150 to 6068 and encodes 1972 amino acids.
CCCGCCCCCCGCCCCCCUUCCCCUCCCAGCCCAUGGUGUCACCUUUUGGUCUCCCCUCUCAGCCACCUGCUUGUCUUCUUUUUUCCCAACUGCUUCACUAAGUGCUUAUAAAUUUUCUAACAAAACACACUUAUGCUGUUUUGGUGUGGAUGUGUUUUUUUUUCCUGCCUACCUCUAGCUGUAAGUCACUUCUAGUACAGAAAAAUCAGGAUGAAAAGAUGGCAGCCAUGCUGUUACCAACGGGUCCUGAUGGCUUGCGGCUGUUUACUCGUGAAUCCUUGGCUGCCUUGGAGCGGCGGAUCGCAGAGGAGCAGGCCAAGAAUGCCAAAGUUUGCAAGGAGGCCCACAAAAACUUGGACUCAUCCAAACCCAGGCUCGACCUGGAGGCAGGCAAGCAACUGCCGCGCAUCUUCGGGGACAUCCCUUCGGAACUUGUUGGGGUGCCACUGGAAGACAUCGACCCGUUUUAUUUCAAGAACAAGAGGACUUUUAUCGUACUUAACAAAGGGAAGGCUAUCUUCAGAUUCAGUGCCACGUCCGCUCUUUACAUAUUCAGUCCGUUCCACUUCAUCAGAUCGAUCGCCAUCAAAAUUUUGGUCCAUUCAUUGUUCAGCCUGUUCAUCAUGUUCACCAUUCUGACCAACUGUUUUUUCAUGGCCAUGUCGGACCCAGCACCGUGGACCAAGCACCUGGAAUACACUUUCACCGCCAUUUACACUUUCGAGUCACUAAUAAAGAUAUUCGCUCGAGGAUUCUGCACAGUUCCUUUCACCUUUUUGAGGGACCCAUGGAAUUGGCUGGACUUCAGCGUCAUUGUUAUGGCAUAUGUGACAGAAUUUAUAGACCUUGGAAACGUCUCGGCACUUAGAACCUUCAGAGUGCUCCGAGCCCUGAAAACCAUCUCAGUUAUACCCGGUCUGAAGACCAUUGUAGGAGCUCUGAUCCAAUCUGUGAAGAAGCUAGCAGAUGUGAUGAUCUUGACCGUCUUUUGCCUCAGCGUGUUUGCACUGAUUGGGCUGCAGCUCUUCAUGGGGCUUUUGCGACAAAAGUGCAUUCGCAGCCUCACGCACUGCGUCGACUCCUCCUAUAGUCCGAAUAUGUCAUUCACCUGCAACAACAGAAGCUGGAACUCCAUGGAUGAUUUUCUCACCAGUGAAGAUAAUUUUUACAAAGUUGAAGGAGCAAAGGAUGCUUUAAUAUGUGGAUAUGGCAGUGAUGCAGGGAAGUGUCCGGAAGGAUUCGACUGCCUGAAAAUUGGAAGAAAUCCAAACUAUGGCUACACCAGCUUUGAUACUUUUGGCUGGGCUUUUCUGGCACUUUUCCGGCUCAUGACCCAAGACUACUGGGAGAAACUAUUUCACCAGACUCUGCGCUCAGCUGGAAAGACCUACAUGGUGUUCUUUGUGCUGGUUAUCUUCCUGGGCUCUUUCUACUUGGUAAAUUUGAUCCUGGCUGUUGUCGCCAUGGCCUAUGAGGAGCAGAAUCAGGCCACCAUUGCCGAGGCCUGGCAGAAGGAGAGGGAGUUUCAAAUGGCCAUGGAGCACCUUCGUCGGGAGCAAAGACUGGCAGCAAAAAGGCAAGCGCAGGAGACGGACUCCAUCUUAUCGCCCGAGUUGUCUCCGUUCUGUACAAAGAUAGGAAGUUUGAGGCGAUGUAGCACUAAGCGAAGACGAUCUCACAGGACGUUAUCAGAAGAAACUGCAGUGGAAGCCGAAGAAAAGCUUGACCCUCUCGACGAGCCAAAGCCUACUUUGUCUCCCCUGCCAGCCCACCCCCUUCUGGCCACGCUCUCCUCUCACCCGCUCAGCACCAGAAGAGGAAGCCAGAACAGCAUCUUCAGCUCAUUUCGGGUGCGCAACAACUCGGAGGCUGACUUCGGGGAUGAUGAGUACAGCAUCCACGGGGAUGCUUUCCGAAGCCGCGCCAGUUCAACCGCAACACACUGGAAGAGGAGAGCGGGCAGUGUGAGGAGCCACUGCUCCCAAGUCUUCACCCCAAGUCUCACAGUAAACGGACGGCUCAACGUGUUAUUAGACCACAACGGAGUCACAGCAGCGGGGCCGCACACCCUCAGCUAUCUCCCUGCUUACAGCAUGGAGGGGAUCAAGGAGGACACAAAGCCCACCAAUGAAGGGGGUAUUGUCCAAAAGCCUCUCCUACAGCCGUCCCCGACAGUGACGGAGCGUCCUCCCGUGCACAGAAAAAGAGGACUGAGCUCUGUCAGCUUUUUCAGCGAUGCCAUGGAUGAGCUGGAGGAGUCCCGACAAAAGUGCAACCCCGGUUGGUACACCUUUGCCAAGAAGUACCUGAUAUGGGACUGCUGCAACUGGUGGCUGAAACUAAAGGAGUGGGUGAAGUUGAUGGUGAUGGAUCCUUUCCUUGACCUUGGCAUCACCAUAUGUAUUGUGUUGAACACCCUCUUCAUGGCCCUGGAACACUACCCCAUGACCGAAGAGUUCAACACCAUGCUCUCAGUGGGAAAUUUGGUGUUCACCGGGAUCUUCACUGCGGAGAUGGUCCUGAAGCUGAUCGCCCUGGACCCUUAUUAUUACUUCCAACAGGGCUGGAACAUUUUUGAUGGCAUUAUUGUUUGCCUUAGUCUGAUGGAGCUGGGGCUUUCCAAUGUUGAGGGGCUAUCUGUUCUUCGCUCCUUCAGACUGUUGCGCGUCUUCAAACUGGCAAAGUCUUGGCCCACCCUCAAUACUCUAAUAAAAAUCAUUGGUAACUCAGUCGGCGCUCUGGGAAACCUGACGCUGGUGUUGGCCAUCAUCGUCUUCAUCUUCGCUGUAGUGGGCAUGCAGCUGUUUGGCAAGAACUACCAGGACUGUGUGUGCAAGAUCUCUCAUGACUGUCAGCUUCCUCGCUGGCACAUGAAGGACUUCUUUCACUCCUUCCUGAUUGUGUUCAGGGUGCUGUGUGGCGAGUGGAUUGAGACCAUGUGGGAUUGUAUGCAAGUAGCUGGGCAACCUCUCUGCAUCCUGGUUUUCAUGCUGGUCAUGGUCAUUGGGAACUUAGUGGUACUGAAUCUCUUCCUCGCCUUGCUGCUCAGCUCUUUCAGCUCUGACAACCUCUCCGCUCCGGAUGAGGACGGUGAUUUGAAUAACAUCCAGAUUGCCAUCGCUCGCAUCCACUCUGGUCUCUCUUGGCUUGCCACAAGCAUCGUCCGCCUCUUCAACCGCACUUCCAAAUGCGGACGCAAGAAAGCCAAAGAGAACUGUCAGGCCAUGGCGCUGGUUUCCAAUCACCUGGAAAGCAACGGCGGAAUUUAUGGACGCUACGGAGAGAAGUACGUCAUACCGGAGGAGGACACUUACAUGACGAACCCAAACCUGACUGUUAUCGUUCCAAUCGCACCGGGAGAAUCCGAUGUGGAAUUUAUGGAGGAGGAGGACAUAUCGGAGUCAUCGGAGGAUGAAGACCACAAAGAUAAGAUAAGCCUUUCAGAAGGAAGCACGGUCGAUCUGAGGAAGCCGGGUGAGGAACUGGAUAAUUUAUCGGAGCUGGCCGAAGAGUGCAUGGAGCCGGAGGAAUGCUUCCCAGAAAUGUGUGUCAAACACUGCCAGUGCUGCGAUAUCAAUAUCAGCCAAGGUCUCGGCCAGGCGUGGUGGACACUGAGAAAGACCUGCUACCAGAUUGUGGAACACAGCUGGUUUGAGACCUUCAUCAUUUUCAUGAUCCUGCUCAGCAGUGGAGCUCUGGCCUUCGAGGACAUCUACAUUGAGAAGAGAAAAGUCAUCAAAGUGAUUUUGGAGUAUUCGGACAAGGUGUUCUCCUACAUCUUUGUGCUGGAGAUGUUUCUUAAAUGGAUUGCUUACGGCUUCAAGAAGUAUUUCACCAACUACUGGUGCUGGCUUGACUUUCUCAUUGUGGAUGUGUCCCUGAUAAGCCUGGUGGCAAACUCACUGGGUUAUUCCGACUUUUCUGCAAUCAAAUCCCUGAGGACGCUCCGGGCUUUGCGGCCCCUCAGAGCUCUAUCCAGAUUUGAGGGCAUGCGGGUGGUCGUGAAUGCUCUGAUUGGAGCCAUCCCCUCCAUCAUGAAUGUGCUGCUCGUGUGCCUCAUCUUUUGGCUCAUCUUCAGCAUCAUGGGAGUCAACCUGUUUGCGGGCAAGUUUGGAAAGUGCGUCAACAGAACCGGCUUCAUCCACAGUUUCCUUGUGAUCAACAACAAAUCGGACUGCUUGGCCAUGAAUGACACUCAGUACUACUGGACAAAGGUGAAGGUCAACUUUGACAACGUGGGACUGGGCUACCUUUCUCUUCUACAAGUGGCAACAUUUAAAGGUUGGAUGGAAAUAAUGCACGCGGCUGUUGAUUCAAGAGGGGUGGAGGAGCAACCCAUCAGAGAAAUCAACCUCUACAUGUACAUUUACUUUGUCGUCUUCAUCAUAUUUGGUUCCUUCUUCACCCUCAACCUCUUCAUCGGAGUGAUUAUUGACAAUUUCAAUCAGCAGAAAAGAAAGAUGAGUGGACAGGAUAUUUUUAUGACUGAGGAACAGAAGAAAUACUACAAUGCUAUGAAGAAGUUAGGAAGUAAGAAGCCACAAAAGCCAAUACCGAGACCGACGAACAUUCUCCAAGCCUUCUUCUUCGAUCUGGUGUCCAAGCAAGCCUUCGAUAUCAUGAUCAUGAUGCUGAUCAUUGUCAACAUGCUCACGAUGAUGGUGGAGACGGACGAGCAGUCGGAGCGCAUGGAGUCCAUUCUCAACAAGAUCAAUUUGGUCUUCAUUGUGAUCUUCACGGCGGAAUGCCUGAUCAAGAUCUUUGCCCUGCGCUGUUAUUUCUUUACGGUUGCAUGGAACAUCUUUGAUUUUGUGGUGAUCAUCCUCUCCAUCGUGGGGAUCGUUCUGGCCGACAUUAUUGAAAAGUAUUUUGUAUCUCCAACCCUAUUUCGAGUCAUCCGCCUGGCGAGGAUCGGACGUGUACUUCGGCUGAUACGCGCGGCCAAAGGAAUCAGGACUUUAUUGUUUGCCUUAAUGAUGUCCAUGCCGGCCCUGUUUAACAUCGGCCUCCUGCUUUUCCUCGUCAUGUUCAUCUACGCUAUCUUUGGCAUGGCAAACUUCGCCUACGUAAAAAAACAAGACGGAAUCGACGACAUGUUCAACUUCGAGACCUUUGGGAAUAGCAUGAUCUGCCUUUUCCAGAUCAGCACCUCGGCCGGCUGGGACAACCUCCUGAGCCCGAUCAUGUCCAGCUCCCCGGAGGAAUGCAACGUUGAUUUUGUCAAUACGGGCACAAACACCCGAGGGAACUGCGGCAGCCCCUCCGUGGGCAUCGCUUUCUUUGUAAGCUACAUCAUCAUCUCUUUCCUGAUUGUGGUCAAUAUGUACAUCGCCAUCAUUCUGGAGAACUUCAGCGUCGCCACGGAGGAGAGUACAGAUCCGCUGAGCGAAGAUGACUUUGAGAUGUUUUACGAGGUCUGGGAGAAGUUCGACUCGGAGGCCACGCAGUUCAUCGAGUUCUCCGCGCUGUGCAGCUUUGCGGACACUCUGUCGGAGCCGCUGCGCAUCGCCAAGCCCAAUAAGCUCAAACUGAUCUCCAUGGACCUCCCCAUGGUCAGUGGCAAUAGAAUCCACUGCCUGGAUAUCUUGUUUGCCUUCACCAAGCGAGUGCUGGGAGAGUCGGGGGAGAUGGAUGCCCUCAAACAGCAAAUGGAGGAGAAGUUCAUGAUGACCAACCCUUCCAAGGUUUCCCACGAGCCCAUCACUUCCACGCUGCGGCACAAGCUGGAGGAGGUGUCGGCCGUCAUCAUUCAGAGGUGUUACAGGAGGCAUCUGGUGCGCCGGCAGAUGAAGCAGGCCUCUUACCUUUACAGACAAAUCAACUAUGAGUCGGUCGUAGAUGUGGAAAACGCUCCUGAGACAGAGGGGCUCAUAGCAACUAUGAUCCAUCACUACGGGCCCCCGGGAGGGCAAUUUUUAGAGACUACAGACGGCUCGCUAAUGUCCUCGCCACCUUCUUAUGACAGCGUGACCAGGGCGGCCGGUGACCUUUCGGAUGUCAUCGGAUUAUUAGCCGCGGACUCUGAACUGGGGGAUCCGCAUGAAAACUACGAAGAAACUUUUCUUUGAGGUCAGUUUAAGUCGGGUAUGUUUGCAGGGAUAUUAUUAGGGUUUUUUUCCCCCGCAAAAAUACGCUUCAAGCCAUUCAGGUCCAAGGAGAUUUGCCUGUUUUAAUCUGAAUCAUGCACAAGUUUAGACUGUGUUUGAAAUGAGUAUAUUGUCAUAUUGAAACCGUGGUGGGGAGUUUGAGGGCCUUACUCCUAGAAAUACUGCCGAAAUGUUCCUUGGUUUAAACAAUGCCUGGGAGCAACUGAUUGAAUUGAGAUUACAAAAUUAUUUCCAUGUUCAUACAUGUUGUGACAUUUGUGUUUGGUGGCGUGCGGUGACAUUUCUCUUUUGUAAAUGGGUGCCUUGGCUCAACGAAGGUUGGGAAACACUGUCGAUGUGCAUCAUACUGAUAGGUCAUGAGGUCAAGUUGCUCACCGAAAUAGUACAAACACCUCUCAGUAGGAAAAAGUACAGGUUGAGACUCAAGACAAUCGUUUGGUUUGUGAUAAUAUUUUCAUUUCUUUUUUUUUUUUCUACUGCUUUGACCAUGCGGUGCAGCACUGUUUGUUUAUUAGUUAGUCUUAUUUUAUCCGCUAGUCUAUUUUAGAGAUCACAAUGCUUUGUAGAGUAAUUAGCGACUAGCUAAAAGCUGAUUGAAUCAAAUGCUGCCAAUUGAGCAAUAUAGAGAAUGUUGUACUUUGUCGUUAUUUUUCAUUCUUUUAAUGGAUGUGUUCUUUCUUUAUUCGCCAAACUUUGGAAUUCUCACCCAGGCAGCGCAUGCAGCAUUGCAGCAAGCAAUGGGCCGAGGAACAAGCACCAAAAAAAAAAAAAGGACAAAUGCGGACAUUGUGGCUACGCGGCCACCUCAAUUUAAUACAAAAUGGAAUUUGUUUUGAAGUCAGUUUUUUCCUGCCCCUCGUUGCAAUGUAAAAAAAAAAAAACACCUAAACUGUUGAUUGAUGAUUAAUUACUUCAUAAAAAACCUGGGUGUGUAUUUUACAGAGCCCUUUGUCAAAUGACACGCUUUGUACUGUCUACUGCAUAAAUAGACUCCAAAGACAAUGUUUUUCAAAUGGAUUCCAUGAACAACCAAAACAGAAAUUCAAUGAAAUGGUCUUCAUCAGAAUUUUUGUCUCCUAAAGCAGUUAGAUUUUCUCUCGCUAUGCACAUCACAAGCUCAGUUCAUGUGCCCAAUACAAAGAUCAGGGUGUAAAAAAAUCCAAAAGCAUGUGCCUGAUUUUGACUGUUGUCCGCACACUUCUCUGAAUCUCUUUGAGGCCGUUUUAUUGGACCGUUGGAUGCAGCUGCAGGAGAAGCAUGGAUGACAUUAAGAGCGAAUUUUGUAAUAUUAAUCAUGUAAAAAAAAAUAUAUAUAGCAGUUGUACAUAUAAAGGACAUUUGUAAUAAUUUUGUAAUUAAACUAAUGUGUACUAUGUAUAUAUAAAUAACACUUAAUUGACAUGCAUGGCUGUCACAUAACAUCAAAUUAUAUGCAUACAUUCUGUUCAUAUGCUAAUUUUUCUAUAUUUUCCUUAAGAACUUGCUUGUUUGUAUUGCAUUUAGGUUGUAUCGACUAAAUGUAAUAAAACAUCUUUUCCACA